This is a messenger RNA of Penaeus monodon (black tiger shrimp), 1431 nucleotides long. RefSeq lists its product as uncharacterized. The transcript is spliced from 7 exons. Gene Ontology annotation, molecular function: protein dimerization activity. NCBI's taxonomy places the organism in Eukaryota, Metazoa, Arthropoda, Malacostraca, Decapoda, Penaeidae. The coding region runs from base 1 to 1431 and encodes 476 amino acids. The record is from RefSeq and is a predicted model, not a curated record.
AUGCUCCAUGAUGACAGAAUUCUCUCAGAGGCUCACAAAUGGAAGCAGAUUCUGGCAAGAAUCAUUCAUGUUGUUGUCUUUCUUGGUGAAAGAGGACUGUAUUUCCGUGGAUCUUCACAAAGAAUUGGUGAUAUUCACAAUGGGAAUUUUUUAGGUCUUAUUGAGCUCCUUGCUCACUAUGAUCGAGUUCUAAGCGAGCAUGUAACAAAAAUUCAAGUAUCACAGGAAAAAGGUGAGACUGCAGCUCAUUAUCUUUCAGCAGCAUCCCAGAACGAGUUCAUUGGUUUGUGUGCAGAGUAUGUUCGCAGUCGUGUCUUGGAUGAAAUUGAUGAUGCAAAAUACUACUCAAUCAUGGUCGAUGCUACACCUGAUUCAAGUCAUGUUGAACAAACCACCUUUAUAAUCCGUUAUUUGACAAGGGAGCUUCAAGAAUUUUUUGUCCAAGAGCAUUUCUUGACAUUCGUUGAUUGUUUUUGGAAUUUCACUUGCAGAUUGAUAAUGCUGCAAACAUGUCUGGCAGAUAUAAUGGAGCCCAACAGCACAUCCUUGCUGAAAACCCCUCGUGCCUGUAAUCUAUGUGGAGCAGAUUCUGCAGCUUGCUGUAAAGAAGCAGUGACAUUUUUUGCUCAACUGCCAGGAAUACACUCAGCUCUGGAGCAACUUCAUACACUGAAUCUUACCCCUAAGACUGCCACUGAAGUUAAUGGCGCCGUAAAAUACAUUUCCUCUUUUACUUGCAUCCUCAUGUCUACAAGGCAAGCCACCAUUGAUGUAGAGGUCUCCAAUCUGAAAUCACUUGUGAACGACCUUAAAAAUCUGCGCAAGCAGCAAAUUUCCACUGCCUGUGUUACCCUGGCAAAGCAAUACAACAAUGAUAUCUCGCAAGAUGAAAAAAUGGUGCAUCUCAAAGCGAUCCAUGGUGCAAACUUUGGAGACGAAUCAUUAAGCCCAUUCAGCCUCUUAAAGAAAAUCAGCAAGUUCAAGCUUGCCGAGAUAUUCCCAAAUGUGUGCAUUGCCCUGAGGAUAUUUUGUACAUUGCCCUUUACCGUUGCUUCAGCAGAGCGAUCUUUCAGCAAACUCAAGCUCAUCAAAAACUUCUUACGGAGCACAAUGACACAAGACCGAUUGAAUGACUUGGCUAUUCUAGGCAUAGAGAGCGACCUUACAGGGGGCCCAUGUCUAUUGGUUGCCCCGGGGCCCAGCCAAGCUCUCGGCGGCCCUGAACUCUGGGGUAGAGUGGAAGUUUCCCAAGACUUGUUGAUGAGUUUCAGGAGUGCAAGGUCACCUACUGGUCCCAGUUCAGCUGGCAGGGUGUUGCUACUUAUUCUUGCCGAGAACUCGUGUGCCAGUCUGUUCGCCUCUGACUGGGGGUCAUGGCUGUUUCUGUGGAUUCUUUGCUGGCCUAGCCUGGGCAAGGUCAGCUUGUUCUGA